UUGAGUUGUCAAUUUAUGGCAUCCAUCAAAAUCACAUUAUCCUUACUUCUAUUUCUUGCCACUUUCACAUAUGCUACGGCAAAAUUAGGGCAUCACAAGGAGAUCGAAAUGACGAUCUACUACCAUGACUAUGCCGGCGGCCCAAAUGCCACCACGAUCGAGAUACCAGGCCCAUCGACCGGACAACUAAACUUCACCAAGUUUGGAGCCAUGUUUUGCACAGAUGACCCAAUAUACAAGGGAAUUAAGAAGGACUCGGUCCCAAUUGCAAGGGGCCGGGGUAUAUACAUCAUAUCAGCCUUAGAUGGGACCCAAGCUCAGAUGCUAAUGUCGGUUGUGUUUAUCAACGGAAAAUAUAAAGGUAGCACAAUUGAAAUACAAGGUUCCUACGAGCAAUCACUUGUGCAUGCAUCAGAGGCGGCAAUAGUGGGCGGCACAGGAAAAUUCCGGCUUGCCCGUGGUUACGCCACUUUCGAGAUUGUUUCCUAUGAUCCUGUGACCGGGUUUUCAAUUACCCGGUCUAAUAUGACUGUGAUACAUUACUAAGCUCUAGUGCUACAAUUGAUAUUGAAUAAAUUAUCUGUUGCUUUCAAUUUAAAUGUACUUGAUGUAUAGACCCUACGAGUGCUAACUUUGUUCGUUUGGGAUGUCUAUACAUAUUGAUGCACGUUUAUAUUUUUGUUAUUUUUUGAAUAAUAUCUUUUUCUUUUAUCCUAA
Messenger RNA from Salvia splendens (bonfire salvia), 717 nucleotides. RefSeq names its product dirigent protein 22. The transcript has a single exon. The record is from RefSeq and is a predicted model, not a curated record. The coding region runs from base 16 to 546 and encodes 176 amino acids. NCBI's taxonomy places the organism in Eukaryota, Viridiplantae, Streptophyta, Magnoliopsida, Lamiales, Lamiaceae.